AUGGAUGCUCAGCACCAUCUAUUAAGAAAUACAUGGGUUCCUGGAAAUAAUGGAAUUGUGGACAGCCUAGAAAAUGAGGUGAGUUUUGUCACUUCUCGUUAAGGUUAUCAAGACAAGCCUUUUUUUAGUAUCUUACUUGUUCGACAAAAAAACUUAACCUUAAAUUUUCGAUUUCUGCUUAAAUCAGAUCAUUCAAUUGAUGACUGAGUCUUUUUCCAUAUUCAGAUUAUUCCUCAUUACGGGAUUUCCGAGAGAGGAAUGAAAGUUGAACAAUGUACGGAGGAAAACAAUUUUCCAAUAGGGUAU
This is a messenger RNA of Porites evermanni, 306 nucleotides long. NCBI's taxonomy places the organism in Eukaryota, Metazoa, Cnidaria, Anthozoa, Scleractinia, Poritidae. The record is from the annotation of a GenBank genome assembly.